AUGAUAUAUCGGAUUUAUAUUCAUCAACAUAUCAAGAUAAAAACUCAUCACAGCAACAAAAUUCUUACAAUUAUCAGGAAGAAAAUGAUUUAAAAUCAAAUUUAAGACACCAACAUGUACUACAUUCUCUAGUAAAUUCUCAUCAUAAUAUGACUACUCGACAACCUGAUAAUAAUUCACAAGAAUUAAUUUUUUCUGACAAGCAAUUGUUAGUUAAUUGGUUAUGCACAUGA
Dentiscutata heterogama is the source of this 233-nucleotide messenger RNA. The record is from the annotation of a GenBank genome assembly. NCBI's taxonomy places the organism in Eukaryota, Fungi, Glomeromycota, Glomeromycetes, Diversisporales, Gigasporaceae.